Messenger RNA from Sphaerulina musiva SO2202, 1641 nucleotides. RefSeq lists its product as uncharacterized. The coding region runs from base 1 to 1641 and encodes 546 amino acids. The record is from RefSeq and is a predicted model, not a curated record. Lineage: Eukaryota; Fungi; Ascomycota; Dothideomycetes; Mycosphaerellales; Mycosphaerellaceae. The transcript has a single exon.
AUGCUGCUCGCGCCAACAACCCGAAUUGGGCUGUCUCAGGCAGACAUGAGAGACUUUCAAAGCAGAUACGAAGCGCGACACUCCCUUCAUCAGACACAAGUCAAACUCGGUGGUCUGCGACUCCGCUCGACCUCAAGCCGUUCAAUGCGCGCAAGCAUCACAAAAGCAUACGACAAUGAUGGCCAGACACGAGCGGACUCGUGUUCGUCGGAAGCCACGAUUUGCAGCGACGAUGAUGGGACUUGCAUUCCACUAACUCGCUCACCACCACUUCAACACGACCGCUUCGACAUGGACGAUACCUACAACAAUCCACUGCUUGACCCUGGCGCUCCAGUAUUCGUGUCGAGAACGCGAUUCGGAUCUUCGAGUCGCUCAACGGCUCAGAAUGUCGACUGCUACCCACCAUUCCGGCGCCCAUUGUGUCCACAACGUACCAGUUCUCGCCGGCAUCUGGACACAUAUGAGCGCAACCUCAGAUCGCACAACGAUUUGCGAACAGAGUCCAGCCAUAGAUCGAGCCCAAACCUGCUCCUCCCUCGGUCGCCGACGCUCUAUCAUGAACCUCGUAUUCGGACUCGCAGCAGUUCGCUGACAUGGGAUCGUCACCAAGAGAAUGAACGCCAGGUUCCAAGGAUGGUCAGCGUCGCCAAUAGGGUCAGCACUUCAUCAUCAGCGGAAGUGCCACUGGAUGUGUUGUCUCGUGAUUCACCUCUGGAUGAGCUGAGCCAGCAGCUGGGACGUAUGGCUUCCAGCACACACCACUCAAGGUCGGUGGAGAGACCAUGGGAACAUACGCCAGGUCGAAACAGGAUUGCAUUGCUCUCUGGUAACCUCUUCCAGUUGAACAGCCAAUCUGACAUGACCAACAUCGUGCCCGAGGACCUUUCUUAUCGACCACUAUCGCCUGCAUUUAGAGAUGUCGUGAAGCCUGAUGAACGGCGAGAUUCGAUCAUGGAUCCUGGAACACUCUACGAGCUCUCCCUCGCGCUACCAUCGCCUCAUAUACAACAGUCAUCGCCUGUCUCCGCCAGCUCUAGGUCGCCGCCUUUGACGCCGUCGCAGGCCUGGCUUGAUCGGGCAUCGUCCUCGUCAAUGCUGGAUAGCACACCUCUGGUUGCUCCCCAUCUGGUAGUCUACGAUGACUCUCUGCCGUCCGCGCAACAGCCGCAAACUCCGGCUGAUUUAGCAAGAUCUACAGCACGACCACACCGACCAUCACCAAGUGUUGCUCGCCGAAUCGACGACGUUCGACGAAUCGACCAACAGCUGGCCAGUAAUCUACCCAGAGAUCGACAGACAUCUCCUCUACAGAAUACAAGCAGCAGUUCCCCACCACGGCCAAUAAUGUCUUUACAAUCAGCUCGGCGCACACUGCUGCCCGAGCAUCGAUCUUCGCCAUUACAGCAUAGCUCGACUCCCGUUCAGCCACAGCAACGGGUUUCGCCACGACAGCAGAGUGCCACGCCCUUGCUGCGUAGGACACACCGGUACAGCAGAAGUGGCAACAGUGAGAAUGACGUGGAAUCAGCUCUGGAGACGGUGGAGGAAGACCGACGUAUGUGGACCAUUCGACGCGAACAUGGUGGAUUGGAGGUGACGCCACCUGCGGAAGGCAGAUAUGAGAGAUAUUUUUCAUGA